Messenger RNA from Aspergillus mulundensis, 276 nucleotides. Its product is annotated as DUF2406 domain-containing protein. The transcript has 3 exons. The record is from RefSeq and is a predicted model, not a curated record. NCBI's taxonomy places the organism in Eukaryota, Fungi, Ascomycota, Eurotiomycetes, Eurotiales, Aspergillaceae. The coding region runs from base 1 to 276 and encodes 91 amino acids.
AUGCCGCGCUCUCUGGCAUCCUCGAGCUCAGACAAGAGCGACAAGUCCAAGACCUCGCAGGCCUCGUCCUCGGCCAAGUCGGAUGAGCUAGUUACCGGAGAUGCGCCCGUCUCGCUCGGUGGCAUACAACAUCUUGAUCGACAUGGCAAGGUGAUCACCGAUCCAGACCGGUCGAACCCAACUCGCCCUCGAUUGGAGCGGCCCCUCGACACACUUCGCGGCUUCGAGGACGCCAUCAGAAAAGCACGGCGGGGACACCCACAACCCACCACCUAA